CGGUGUCUCCACCACUGCUGCGUUGUCACUUAGAAAAGGAAGCUCUGGAGCUGAUCGAGCUUGAAGUCAGUCCACCUACGGAUGAGCAGCAGCCAGUUUGUGUAUGAUUUCUCUAAACUGUUGCAGUGACGGUGGUGUGAACAGAGAGAGAGAGAGAGAGAGAGAGAGGAAGAGAGUGUGAGAGCUCCUCAGUUGCCUUAGCAGCGCAGCCUCAUUCCUCCACAGUCGGGCUUCAGUCCGCUGUACUGCGCGCUUCCCGGGGCUUCCCUCACGGCUCCCCAUCAGUUAACCCUGUCACACUCCGCCUGGUCUCCAUUUAUUCCACCGUGCUCGAGAUUUUCAAAAGAGAAGAAGAAGAAGGAAAAGAAAAGCAAACAGAACUCUGGGCCGCCUCCAAGUUUCCUAAACGCCCCUUCUCCGGCUGUUAUGAAGGAAAAGGUGGCGGGCUGAUCGGCUCAGUCACUCAGCGCAGGUGUGAAACCAGAAGCGAAGAGAGGAUGGCUCUACGGACGGGGAACGGGACUGUGACGGAGUGGGGGAACCUCAGCGUGGAAGUUAGCGACUACAACGUGAGCAACACGAACCGCUCCGUCCCCAGCAGACCGGCCAGAGCCAGAGAGAUGGACUCCUUGCGUAUUUUGCUCUACUCGCUCAUCUUCCUGCUCAGCGUCUUCGGCAACCUCCUGAUCAUCGUGGUCCUGAUGCUGAACAAGCGCAUGCGGACGGUCACCAACUCCUUCCUGCUGUCGCUGGCGGUCAGCGACCUGAUGAUGGCCAUUUUCUGUAUGCCCUUUACACUUAUCCCCAACAUGCUAGAGGACUUCAUCUUUGGAGCCACCAUGUGCAAGAUUGUCACCUACUUAAUGGGAGUCUCCGUCAGCAUCUCCACCUUCAGCCUGGUGGCCAUUGCUAUCGAAAGAUACAGUGCCAUCUGUAACCCACUGAAAUCCCGUGCAUGGCAGACCCGAUCUCACGCCUAUCGCGUCAUCGCUGCUACCUGGGUGGUGUCAUUGUUAAUCAUGGUGCCCUAUCCGGUGUUUAGCACUCUCAAGUCUUUCCCAAGGCAUAAUGGUACUGUGGGCCGCAUGUGCCGCUUGGACUGGCCCAAUCCACAAUCUGAGCAGGCCUGGUACAUGCUGCUGCUGCUCAUUCUGUUCUUUAUCCCGGGAGUGGUGAUGAGUAUAGCCUAUGGUCUGAUCUCCAGAGAGCUCUACCGGGGCAUUCAGUUUGAGCUGGGCCAGAGCAAGGAGGCAACUGGCCAGAAAAAUGGUGUAGACAGACCUUUGACAGGGCCGAAUGACGAUGAUGAUGGCUGCUACAUCCAGGUAUCCAAAAAGCCCUCCUCUUCUGUGGAGCUUCCCACCCUCUCUGCCUCAUCUAGCACCGUGCAGGUCAAGACUGAGCGCGCCCGCAGCAACACCUCCGAGGCUAAGCUGCAGGCUAAGAGGCGCGUCAUCCGCAUGCUGAUGGUGAUCGUAGCACUCUUCUUCAUCUGCUGGAUGCCCUUGUUCACAGUCAAUACCUGGAAAGCCUUUGACAUGAAGUCUGUCACCAAAGCCCUCUCAGGAGCACCCAUCUCUUUCAUCCACCUCCUGUCCUACACGUCGGCCUGUGUCAACCCCAUCAUUUACUGCUUCAUGAACACACGUUUUCGCAAGGCUCUGCUGUCCACUUUUGCCUGCUGCAGUCGCAACCGUCUGUGCCGCAAAUGCUGUUGGUGCAGUGGGAGGGAAGGUGGGGAAGACGGCAUCAACGCCACCUCCAUGGGCACAUCGAUGGCGACCUCAAUGUCCAAGUUCAGCUACACCACUGUAAGCACCACCGGCACCUGCUAAGCCUCGAGGAGGGCCGGGUGGUCGCAUCAGUGGCUGUGGUUACAGUGUAUGUGCCAUCUGUUUUAUUUUUUCCCUGUUUUUUUUUUUUAAUCUUCUGUUUGUCACUCUUCAUCUUAUUAUGGUGUGAGUCAUGUGCUGAGUAAUAUCCAUGCCCUUGCUUAGAGGUCUUUUUCAAAGGUCUUCUUUAAAUUCUUCGUGCAUGGUUGCAGAAUGUGAAGUGGAGAAAAUACUGUUUCUUUUUUGGUGACAUCCUUUUACUCCAGUUUAACUGGCAGCAUCUGCUUUGUUGCAUCCUGAAAAGAACAUCAAGUGCCUGUGCUCUUGGUGUGGCUUUGUUUGUUCGCUAGCUGGGACGGACAUUUUAGUGGGAAAACUAUGUUGAAAAUAUAAAUUCUGUGUACAUAUUAUUCUGUCUUUAAGUUUAUUUAAGGUGAACGUUUUGAUGGAGACUGCUAAAUAAUGAAGACCGGCUAACCUACUGCGAAUGGAAGGAUUUCGGUUCCAUUUUUGUUCAUCUUCAGUCAUUCAGGGCAUCUUUUUCUGGUGCCAGUAUUAUUAUUACUAUUAUUUUAUUUUUAUAUUCAUUAAUCAUUGAUCUUAUCAUUAAUAUUAAUGCUAAUUAAUCACUAGCCUAUUUAUUUAUGACCAUUUUCCCACUUGAUAUUAUGGCUUUUGAAUGAGUACUACCAUGCAGGGAGUGCAGAAUUAUUAGGCAAGUUGUAUUUUUGAGGAAUAAUUUUAUUAUUGAACAACAACCAUGUUCUCAA
Messenger RNA from Haplochromis burtoni (Burton's mouthbrooder), 2602 nucleotides. Its product is annotated as cholecystokinin receptor. Gene Ontology annotation, molecular function: gastrin receptor activity; neuropeptide receptor activity. Lineage: Eukaryota; Metazoa; Chordata; Actinopteri; Cichliformes; Cichlidae. Gene Ontology annotation, biological process: neuropeptide signaling pathway. The transcript has 5 exons. The record is from RefSeq and is a predicted model, not a curated record. Bases 498 to 1835 code for a protein of 445 amino acids. Gene Ontology annotation, cellular component: membrane.